AUGAAAGUCAUCCGCAAGUCCGAAAUGCUUCGAGCAUGUCAAGAAGGCCAUCUCCGAGCCGAGCGAGACUUCCUCGUAGCCUCAGAAGGUUCGCGCUGGGUCGUCCCUCUCAUCGCCAGCUUCCAAGACAACACCAAUCUCUACCUCGUCAUGGAGUACAUGAUUGGCGGUGACUUUCUCGGCUUGCUAUUGAGAGAAGACGCCCUCGAAGAAGAUGUCGCCCGGUACUCGUCCGGACACCUCAAGAUCUCUGACUUUGGACUCGCUUUCAAUGGACAUUGGGCGCAUAGCCAGACGUACUACAAUGCGCAGCGCGAGACUUUGCUGGAGAAGAUUGGAAUCAAGAUCAAGGGCGAUGAGUUUGAUGAGGCAGACGAUAUGGAUGGGCAGCAGGAUGGUGCGGACUCGAAAAGCUCGCCUGGCAGAGGCACGCCAAAACCUGAUGCUGAAGAGGGUGCUCGUCGUGAAGGGUUGUUGAACUGGCGGAACCGCAUCGAACGACGUAAGCUGGCUCGCAGUGUUGUCGGGACGAGUCAGUAUAUGGCACCCGAGGUGAUCCUUGGGUAUCCAUACGACGGCCGCUGCGACUGGUGGAGCAUUGGCAUCAUCUUGUAUGAGUGCCUCUACGGGCGAACACCCUUCUACUGCGACAAUCGUCAGCGGACCAAGGAGAGUAUCGUCAACCACAGGAAUACGCUUCUCUUCCCAAGUCAUGAGCGCUGGGCCAGACCUUCGUCAGAGUCGAGACGAUGGCUACCACCUCCCAGUGAAGCAGUUGUCGACCUCAUCCAAUGCCUCCUGACGGACAAAGACUUCCGACUCAGCUCUCGCCAAUACCGCCAACCCGAAGGCCGAAUCGCCCGUCGCCACUCCACUGCUUCUCAAAGCAAUCCCCUCGCUCGCCACGUCUACACCAACGGAGCCGAAGAGAUCAAGCAGCACAAAUUCUUCCACGGCAUCCAAUGGACGCAACACCAUCUCAGCCAGCCACCCUUCGUCCCGCGGGUGAAGGAGAACCAAUCCAUCACCAAGUACUUCGAAGAAGAAAAGGACAUCCUCACCGAAGACUCGUCCAGCUACGACAGUAUCAAGGAGCACAUUGAGAAAGAACGUCUGGAAGAUACUGCCGAACGCACCCGCAAGGAAAAGUGCGAUCUGGGGAUCGAGUCGUGCUCGGACGGCGAGUUGCAGCGGAUCAAAGAGCACUUUGGGGUGGACUACGAGAAGUGGAAGGCGGAGCGGGUGGUGGAGGUUGCGGAGAAGAGGGUGGAGCUGGGGAUCGAAGUGACGGUGCCCGCGGGGAGGAAUCACAAGGAGAGGAAGAGGCCGCGGGAUCGCAUGUUGAGGGAUCCGGAGGUGGGGAGAAGGGUGUUGGAGUUGAGGAAGAAGGGGGCUUUCUUUGGGUAUACGUAUCGGAGGCCGAAGGUUGUGGAGUUGAGGGUUGAUGGGGGGAGGUUGAGGAGGGGUGGGGUCGGGAUUGGGAGUGGGAGGGUUGGGGGGUUUGCGGGUGAGGGGUUGGAGAAGGAGGAGUAG
Molecule: messenger RNA, 1533 nt
Organism: Zasmidium cellare ATCC 36951
Lineage: Eukaryota; Fungi; Ascomycota; Dothideomycetes; Mycosphaerellales; Mycosphaerellaceae
Exons: 3
Coding region: 1-1533 (510 amino acids)
Biological process (GO): peptidyl-serine phosphorylation; intracellular signal transduction
Molecular function (GO): protein serine/threonine kinase activity; ATP binding
Source: RefSeq, a predicted model, not a curated record